This is a messenger RNA of Maniola jurtina (meadow brown), 750 nucleotides long. It is a transcript of the gene Polr2D, whose product is annotated as DNA-directed RNA polymerase II subunit Rpb4. Bases 272 to 688 code for a protein of 138 amino acids. Gene Ontology annotation, biological process: transcription initiation at RNA polymerase II promoter; positive regulation of translational initiation; nuclear-transcribed mRNA catabolic process, deadenylation-dependent decay. Gene Ontology annotation, cellular component: RNA polymerase II, core complex; P-body. The transcript has 3 exons. Lineage: Eukaryota; Metazoa; Arthropoda; Insecta; Lepidoptera; Nymphalidae. The record is from RefSeq and is a predicted model, not a curated record. Gene Ontology annotation, molecular function: translation initiation factor binding; nucleotide binding.
CAGUCAAAAAUUAAAAACGGUCAUUCCAUGAUCCAAAUAGAAAUAAUAUUAUGAUAGAGAAUUCAUAUUUUAUAAAGUUAUCUUACACAUGUUAUUUUGCCUUUUUUGAAUAAUUACUUAACUGUAUUAUAUAGAAUAUUAAAAUACGUUUAAGAUUACACACAACGAAGGCUGAUGACAUAAAUGUAACAGUGAAUUAAUUCUAAGUUCAUCAAUCAUUGAAAUUUAACUAGGUUUUUGGGAUAAAGAAGUGUGCUACUUACAAUUUGUAAUGUCUGGGCCGAUUCAGGACGUCGUGGAAGAAGAUGCAGCAGAUUUGCAGUUUCCUAAAGAAUUCGAAAAUGCUGAAACUUUACUUAUAUCAGAAGUUGAUAUGUUGUUAGAGCAUAGAAAGGCACAAAACGAAUCUGCCGAAGAAGAACAAGAGUUUUCAGAGGUAUUCAUGAAGACCCUAACAUAUACGAACAUGUUCAAAAAGUUUAAAAACAAAGAAACUAUAACUGCUAUUAGAAACCUUCUACAGUCUAAAAAGUUGCAUAAAUUUGAAAUUGCAAGUUUAGCCAACUUAUGUCCAGAGACACCAGAGGAAGCCAAAGCAUUGAUUCCUUCUUUAGAAGGCAGAUUUGAAGACGAAGAGCUCAGGAUACUGUUGGAUGAUAUACAGACUAAACGUAGUAUCCAGUACUAAUAUAAUAUACUACCUAUAAUAUUUAUUAAGGAAAAUAUAACAUGAUCUUACUAAAGAGGAUA